AUGGCCGACACCGAGGUCUCCUUAUCCCCUGCUCUCCCGCCGCUCCACAUCAGCCCCGCUCACUCUGCCCAACCGCCUCCUCCGACCUCCUCCUCCUCUCCCACCACCUUCUCUUGUCCCUCCUCGCCCUCCAGUGCCUCUUCCUCCUCCUCCUCGUCUUCGUCCUCCUCCUCCUGCUCUGAGAGCUCCUCAGACUGCCCCAACCACCAUCACCACCACCACCACCAUCACCACCAUCAUCCACGCCCUCAGCUCCAGCUGCCCCCGCCCCCCCUCAGCGAGCAGCCGUCCUCCCCCAGCGCCAGCCCCCGCAGCUCCAGCCCCAGCGGCAGCAUCGGCAGCACCGGCAGCCUCGGCAGCAGCAGCGAAGGCGAAGGCAUCGGCAGCAGCGGCAUGUCCAGCGGCGGCGAACAGCGCGGCCCCAGUCCCCUGCUGGACGUCAUCUCUGAGGACGCCAUGGAGAUGGACUUAGGCGUCGACCAAGUCAUCGACCCAGAAGUGGCGCUGAAGGCUUGUCAGGAAGUGCUGCUCAAAGUGAAGCUGCUCGACAACAAGCAGCAGCAGCAGGUGGAGACGAGCGAGUGCUGCGGCCCGCAGUGGCAACUCAACCCCGACACCUGCUCCAUCAAAGAGGAGGAGGAGGAGGAGGAGGAGGAAGGACGGCAGGGCGCUCCUGCUACCCAGGGGGAGAACCCCCCCGCUGGGCCGUCGGAGUCUCCUUCGCCGGCGUCGUCCAAGCAGUCGUGGCUGCUGCGCCUGUUCGAGUCCAAGCUGUUUGACGUCUCCAUGGCGAUCUCCUACCUGUACAAGUCCAAGGAGCCGGGGGUGCAGGCCUACAUCGGGAACCGCCUCUUCAGCUUCCCAGACGGCGAGGUGGACUUCUACCUGCCGCAGCUCCUCAACAUGUACGUCCACAUGGACACCGAGGUGGGAGACGCCAUCCGGCCUUACCUGAUCCACCGCUGCAGAUCCAGCAUCACCUUCUCCCUGCUGUCCGCCUGGCUCCUCGGCGCCUACUCCUCCGACAUGCACAUCUCCACGCAGCGCCACUCCAGAGGCACCAAGCUCCGCAAGCUCAUCCUGUCGGACGACCUCAAGCCUCGGCCCGAGGAGCCUCGCUCGCUUUCGGGGUCCGUCUCCGACAGCCCGCUGUCCUCGCCGCCCCACCGGCACCGCAGGCACAACAGCAGCAACGUGGACGCCGGCGGCUCCCCGUGCUUCGUCGCCCCAGACGGCCCCGACCAGGGCGAGGUGUUCGUCUCCCCGUCCAGGAGGACCCACCAGAGGUCCAAGUCAGACGCCACCAUGGCCAGCGGCUUCCCCGGCGCCGGUCUCAGACGCACGGGGAGCAACCCGAAGGUGGAGGCGGUCCACGAGGAGCCGGAGCGUCUGCGCCCUCAGAGGGAGUUUGUCAAGUCUCUGUUCUGCAUCGGGAAGCGUCUGGCCACGCUGCCCACCAAAGAGCAGAAGACCCAGCGGCUGAUCUCAGAGCUGUCUCUGCUCAACCACAAGCUGCCGGCUCGCGUUUGGCUACCGACGGCUGAGCACCAGCACCACGUCUGCAGGGUCCCCCACACCCAAGCUGUCGUCCUCAACUCCAAGGACAAGGCUCCGUACAUCAUCUACGUUGAGGUGCUGGGGUGCAACAGCUUCGAGACGUCGCCCGUCCCCGCGCGCAUCCCGGAGACCAGGAUCCGCUCGGCGCGUUCGGCGGAGAACCUGGACUGCGGCGCUCCGGUCACUGGCGGCGGCGGCGGCAUGACCUCGGAGCACAGAGCAGGGAGCUUCUCCACCGUGCCCAACUACGACAACGACGACGAGGCCUGGGCCACGGACGACAUCGGACAGCUGCAGGUGGAGGGGGAGGCUCAGACCAGCAGCAGUGACAACAUCAGCCAGUUCUCAGUUGACAGCAUCACGAGCCUGGAGAGCAAAGAGCCGGUGUUCAUCGCCGCCGGAGACAUCAGACGCCGGCUGUCGGAGAACCUCGCUCAGACGCCCACCACGUUCAGGAGGGACCCGGAGGACCCGUCAGCCGUGGCCCUCAAAGAGCCCUGGGAGGAGAAAGUCAGGCGGAUCAGAGAGGGCUCGCCGUACGGUCACUUACCCAACUGGAGGCUCCUGUCGGUCAUCGUGAAGUGCGGAGACGACCUGAGACAGGAGCUGCUGGCCUAUCAGUUCCUCAAGCAGCUGCAGUCCAUCUGGCAGCAGGAGCGAGUUCCCCUGUGGAUCAAACCCUAUAAGAUCCUGGUCAUGUCCUCCGACAGCGGGAUGAUCGAGCCGGUCCUCAACGCCGUCUCUCUGCACCAGGUGAGGAAACAGAGCCAGCUGUCACUGCUGGACUACUUCCUGCAGGAACACGGCAGCUUCACCACCGAGGCGUUCCUCACGGCUCAGAGGAACUUUGUUCAGAGCUGCGCCGGAUACAGCCUCAUCUGUUACCUGCUGCAGGUCAAGGACAGACACAACGGGAACAUCCUGCUGGACUCCGAAGGCCACAUCAUCCACAUCGACUUCGGCUUCAUUCUGUCCAGCUCUCCUCGUAACCUCGGCUUUGAGACGUCGGCCUUCAAACUCACGUCAGAGUUUGUAGAUGUGAUGGGCGGCCUCGACGGAGACAUGUUUAUUUACUACAAGAUGCUGAUGCUGCAGGGCCUGAUUGCAGCCAGAAAGCACAUGGAGAAGGUGCUGCAGAUAGUCGAGAUCAUGCAGCAAGGUUCCCACCUGCCCUGCUUCCACGGCUCCAGCACCAUCCGGGGCCUGAAGGAGCGCUUCCACAUGUCCCUGACGGAGGAGCAGCUCCAGCUGCUGGUGGAGCAGCUGGUGGACGGAUCCAUGCGCUCCAUCACCACCAAACUCUACGACUCCUUCCAGUACGUCACCAACGGCAUCAUGUGAGCCGAGAACAGCCGGGACGACCCGGUACCGACUGGCUUUACCGGAUUUGAAUUUCCCGAUUCUUCUGGAAUCUUGACGGAUCUGAUCUGGUUUUGUUCGGAUCUUGGAGCAGACAGAAUCCGGAUCAUUCUCAGAUCACGCUAAAUGUGAUGGGAGGGUGGGGUGGGGGGGCAUCAGACAUGUGCUGCUCUCAGACGGAUUUAACUUGGACCUAAACCACUUCUGCUGAACUCGACUCUGAACCAGCGCCAACGAGCUGCUGGUUCUGCUUCCUGGAUCAGUUCAGGGUUUUCACGCCGUUGCUGUGAAACAAUACGGAGGAGUCGGAAAUCAUCAUUUCAUCAUGAAGGAUUUAAAUCACUUAUUUUUUUUUUUUUUUUUUUUGGGAUCUUUCUCCGUUUGCAGGGUGCAGUUUCCCUGCGGUUUUGCUCUUGAAACGAACACGUGACGCAUCAGUUAUUUACUAAUCUCAUCCUGUGAGAUUUGACUGAACGGUUCCGUUUGUUCACAUUCUGAACAACUAAUCUAAUGAUCUGGAAACGUAUCAAGUCCUUCACAACACCGCACAUCUAGAUAUGAUAACAGAUCGUAUGACUGAGAAACAGAACAACUGGGUUUAAAUUAAUUUCUUGGCCCUAAGUGUCAAAAAAGACCCCCCCCCCCCCCCAAAAAAGAAAGGCACAGUUUGUAAUAUUUUGCAAAAAACUCUACCUGUUGUUCCCAGAUGAACGAAAAAGCUCUAACUGCUAAACGGUAGAAAAACGAAUAAAUUAUCCAGUUUUAUUCAUGUGCACGGUUAGACCUCUUUAAAGCCUAAAUACUAGCAAGACUGCAGCCAGUUCAGCGCCGAUCCUCAUCCGGUAAAGUCCAACUCGGCUGGGCGGCAACAACACCAGCAAGGACGUUCGUGGCAUCUUCUAGUGACCGAGGAAGUGACUCGGUGUCUGAGGUUGUUCUUAAAGAACAGGAACACUAAUGGAGGGGGGUGGGGGUGAAAAGCACAUCCGGGGCUGAGGCUUUUUUAUUUCUGGAUCCGUUCUCUGGAUGACCAGAGCAAAAGAGACUUGAACAUGUUUUGUCUUUUACGUGGCGUCGGCAGAAAUCCUCACAAUGGUAUUUAUUUCACCAGACAGCUAUCACUGCAAAAGCCCGCAGCUGAUGUAGAAAUGUCCUCACCAGCAGGACUUCUAAAAUCAGUCACUGGGUGUUGUUUGGUGUCGUCGUUCUUUGAUGCCAAUCAUUAACAAAAGUCCUAAAUAAAGAAUCAUAUUUAAGCCCUAAAAAGCAAAGCGACUGUGUAUCAAAGAUGACCCACCUGUCGGAAAAGUGAAGCCAAUGUAGAAAUGUUUUAAAGCUGCGUUUCACUUCAUGACCAACAGAGGGCGACGAGUGGAUAAGGGUGUGUUUAACUAGCAAGGGGGUUGUUACGACUUCAGGGGCUAAGUCAGUAAAAAGAUGUUUACUCUAAAUGUUUGAUUUUGAUUAAAAAGUAAACAACAGUAUUGGCUUUAAGGUUAAAGCUGAUGACUUGAAAUUAUCUUCUUUUACGUUAAGGAAUAAUUACUUUAAUGAACACAAUUCAUUGCUAACUGGAGAUGUGAUCACUGUCUGGUGCAAAAAACUUUCAUUGUUUGUUUGUUGUUGGUCCAAAUCAGAUUUCAGAAGGAAAAUUGUGUGUAGUUUUUUUUUUUUUAUAUCCUUUUAUCAAGUUCUUUGGUUUUGCACAUGGGAAAGAUGCUAACUUAAACAAAUCUAAAGCCUUGACUGAAAAUAAUUGAACACACACCUGUAAGCUCUCAGAUGGUGUUUAAGCCAAAAAGCCACUAAUUGGCUGCACACCGCCUGACGCGUCAUUGUCAACGGAUAUCUUGUUACAGAAGUGUGUUGUUAUGCUAAUUUAACACUCAACAUUCUCCCUCCUGAUUGGUUAAGACACAUUCCUCUAACUGAUGCUGACCAAUCAGGAAGGUUCGCUCAGCAGUUUUGUCUGAGGAACAAAACAGCUUUUUAAAGUUAUUUUGUCGAUGGGACAAGUGAUGAGGGGUUUUCCGAACAUGUGAAAGUGUUUUUUAUUUUUUUUUUAUUUCUAAAUAACUGUCCAUGAAAAUAUUGUGGUAUUGUCUGUUUUUCAGUGUUGACAAGCAGAAACUUCAAGCUUGAAUUUUAAACCCAUCCAUGAUGCUCCCUAAUGUUGCUGCACUUUGCACUGGCUUUACUCCAGAGUACUUAUAUAAUUCAACUUAAUUAUAUUUAAUUGUGCCUUUUUAUGUUGUCCCUCAUUUUACACAGUUUUAAAGAAAAAGAAAAGUCAGAAGGCCAAAACUGCAAGAAGUUACGAAAUGACAGAAAAUUCCUCCUCUCGACCAAAACAGCAUUUAUUUAGGGUUAGUCAUAUAUUUUUAUGCUGUAUAAAAAAAAAAUGUCCAGCCAGAUUUUAAAAACAACUUAUUCUGAACAAGCUGAACGUAGCCCACAAUGUGUUAGCAUGUUUGCCAUGUUAGCUAGCUGUCUGCUCUGGUCUGAAAAUGGCCGUUUUGUGUCAUAAAGUCAUGAAACAGCUCAAUGUUAUUUGCACAUAACAGUUUUAGUAUCUGGAUGAAUAAAAUUAAAUUAAAAAGAAAGAUGUUACAAAAAAAAGCUAAUUAGCAUCAACUAGCUAACAGUAGUUAACAUCAGUACUGCCUGCUUCACAUAUUAACUUAUUUCUCAUGCCGUAACUAAAACUUGAGCUUGAAGCAAACCUCAGGUUCUAUAAACAAAUAUCCUGUCUCUCUUUCUCUCUCUCUAUAUAUAUAUAUAUUUUUAGUCAAGUUAGCCUAAUGCUAAAUUAGCCUAAUGCUAAAUUAGCCUAAUGCUAAUUUACUGGGAAGCUAGGGAUUAAAGCUAGUUGAAUGUUAGGCUUGAGGCACCAAACAUAAUUUGGGUUUUAAAACAUUAAUCGGCUAAUCUGACAGUUAAAGGCAGAAAUAAAGUUAUAAACGUUAAUUUUGACACCCCCCCCCCCCCCCCCCUCCUCUGGAAAAACAUCCUCUUGCUGGAAUAAAGCCAAUGUUUGAAUGUGCUGAAAAGCAACCAAUAUUCCAAUUUUCCUCAAUUUAUUUUGUAUUGGUUUAACCACUAUUGAAGGAAAAGCACAGAUCUGUUCUGAAAGCAGCAUCAUGGUACCUUCUUGCUAACCUUAAGCCUUUUACUUUAUACACAGCUGUGACUAAAGUUUACCAGAUAAGCAACUGAAAUAGCAAACAGUCUUUGUGAUCUUUUCUUUGUGUGUGAAUAUGUAUGUUUUCAUGUAAAAAAGAAAAAAAAGAUGCCUUGAUAUGUACAGAACAUAUAAAAUUAUCAAUGCAACGGGGAGCCGAAUGUUUUUUUGCCCCUCUGAAGUGCUUUUAUAUUAGAUAUCUGAACAUCGAGGCGAGUUUUAUUACUAAAAUGUACAGAAACUCGCUCCGAUACUGAGAACCUUUCAUUGCCUUCUUUGAUCCUUUCAUCAGCUUUCUAAAGUCACAGACAUUAAAUGUGAAAAAAAACCUCUUUUAAGUGCAUUUAUUCUAUGUUUUGUUGUUUGAAAGAAUGCCCUGUGCUUUCCAACUUUCUUUCAUGUCACUAAAUACAUUAAAGACAUCUUUAGUCAAAUCUUAACGUAUUUUGUUUGAAGAUGGACAAAAAAGGGAAACUACUUAUAAGAGAACGCAAACAUGCAAAAACCAUUCAGCGUAUUUUAUUUCAGACUAACAAGGCAGCGACUGUGGGUAUGGAAGAAAUAUUAAAUAAAAAAAAUUCAGUUAAUGCUAACUGGGUGACUAAAGUUGAAGUAGUCGACUGUUGUUGAAAAUUUAACAUUAUUGGUAACCCAGAAGAAACGCAAAAAAAAAAAGACUCUGCUUUGACGUGCCUAUAUAAUAGCUGGAGCGUUUAAAAAAUAAGUCAGGUAUAAUUAUUGAUUACCCAAAUAAAGUGCAUAAAUUGCACAAAGAUCUUGAACUCUUUGCACUGUCAUGUUAAAUUUGUUGAUUACCAUUAUAUUCGGGGGGGGGGGGGAGGAAACACCAAACUGUUUUAUUUCCUGAACCCAUCCAGCUACUUGAUGUCUCUGAUCCUGGGAAUUAGAUCGAUUCCAGUAUUAACCACCAGCGUAAAGCACCUUUUUUUUUUUCUUCACAACAUUGAGUUUAUUUUCAUGUAAAUGUGUUUGAAACUUUCUGCUCAGCUUGUCCUCGCCUCGGCGCUCGGCUUCUAAGUCUGCCUUUGUUCAAAAAGGAAAUUGCUGUCGUUUUAUCCGGCUCCAGCUUCUCCGCUGAGGUUCUCGAUCAUAUGCGGGAAAAACCUCUUCGGUCUGUGAUGUUCUAACUGCAUGGAAACUCAUCCAAUAAACUGGAAACCUGGUUCAGA
Messenger RNA from Fundulus heteroclitus (mummichog), 7287 nucleotides. Its product is annotated as phosphatidylinositol 4-kinase beta. The coding region runs from base 1 to 2898 and encodes 965 amino acids. Gene Ontology annotation, cellular component: membrane; cytoplasm. Gene Ontology annotation, molecular function: 1-phosphatidylinositol 4-kinase activity. Gene Ontology annotation, biological process: phosphatidylinositol-mediated signaling; phosphatidylinositol phosphate biosynthetic process. The transcript has 13 exons. Lineage: Eukaryota; Metazoa; Chordata; Actinopteri; Cyprinodontiformes; Fundulidae. The record is from RefSeq and is a predicted model, not a curated record.